AUGUAGCUACCAUCAAUUGGAAAUACUUAGCACAUUUAGUUGAAAUUUGCGUUUGGUAUCAAUACCAACAUUAAAAAUAAUUUAUACUUUUUAGAUGAAGAAAAGAUCAUUUAUCCUGCAGGUUAUAAUAUUGUAUAGUAUAAUAUUCAGGAUAAAACAUAGGUUUAUUACCAAGGAUUAACUGAUUAUAGAGGCAUUUCUUGUAUCGAAUUAUCGCCUCUAAGAAGAUGGCUUGCCGUAGGACUCAAAGGAGCGAAAUUUGAUAAUGAAAAAUUCGAUAAUCCUUCUAUUGCGAUUUAUGAUACAAUUACAUAGCGUAAAAAACAUAUUUUAAAUUUCAAAGAGGUGAAAAUUAAAUAUUGGGUUUCUUUAGCAUUCCCUUCAUCUCAGUAAGAGGCUAAGCAUUUAGUGUCUCUAUCAGGAAAUUGUUUAAGUGAAAGACAUAAAGAUAAAGAGUCUAAAGAUAGAGACUCUAAAGAAAAGUAAAGCUCUGCAUAGUAAGGUAGUGAUAAAAUUGAAGGAGAAAUUAUUGCAUGCUACUGGAAUUUAUCAGGUAGUGGUAAGAUCUUAGCAUGGGUUCAAGUUUCUUUAGCAAAUAUAGAUGCAUUCGAAAUAUCUAUCAAUAAAAACGAUACAUCAUUCUUCAGUUGUAUUGGAAGAAAGGUAUUUAAGUGCUUUAAGAAAAUAGACAGCGUAGAAGAAGGUGAUAGACAGGCAGAUGAUAAAUAGAAAGGUGAAAAAUAAAAAGGAGAAAAAUAUAAAGCCACUUUAAAAAAUCAUUGCACUCAAUUAAAUGGAGCUCCUUAAGAGUUAUCUUAGGAUUAUACUUGCCACACAUGGCUAACAUGUGACAAUAAUUUAAUAGUUUGUACAGCAAAUGGUGAAAUUAUUGUUUGUAAUGAAAAUGCUGAAUUUAUUGAGGUUUUGAAAUAAUCACCUGUAUUUAUAAACAAGCAAUCUUGGAGAAUAGAGUGUAUUAAUACCUAUUCUAAAGGUUUUAUUGUAGGAGCUAAAGAUUCUAGCAUAUAUGUUUAUAGAGCUACAAACGACGAUAAGAAUCGUUACGAAGAAGUUAAUAGAGUUUUAUUUAAGUAAUACAGCGACCUAAAAGAUUUAUACGUGACUGGUUUGAGCAUUACACCUCAUUCUGAAGAUAAAAUAGCUUGCUCUCUCUCCAACAAUUAAAUAUAUUCAAUUAAAUUAAAAAGAGAUUCUAUAUAUUCAAGUGAUUCUGAUGAAUAAAUUGAAUAAGUUUCUCUUGCUUUCCAUAGUGGACCUAUAAAUGGAAUGGAUAUUUGUAUCAGAAAGCCCUUAAUAGCUACUUGUGGUAAAGACAAGACUAUUAAAGUUUGGAAUUAUGAAGAGAAAACUCUUGAACUUUCUUGGCUUUUUAAUGAAGAAGCAUAUUGUAUUGCACUUCAUCCUUCAGGUUUACAUAUGAUUGUAUGCCUUAAUGACAAGUUAAGAUGGAUGAAUAUUUGUUUGCAUUAGUCUUCAAAUUCUAAUAAAAGCAAACACUACAAAGAAAUUACUUAAUUCAAAUAAUGCAAAGAAGUCAGAUUUAGCAAUGGAGGUCAUUACUUUGCUGCAAUUGAUGGUACUCAAAGCUCAUAGUUAAUCAAAGUUUUCAGGUUUUAUACAGGAGAACAGCCACCCUCUUUAGUGUUCAAAGGACAUACUGGUAGAGUAAAAAGUUUAGCUUGGUCAAAGGAUGAUUCACUACUAGCUUCUUGCGGUGUUGAUGGUAUGGUGUAUAUUUGGCGUAUUGAUAAUGAUUCAGGAGAUUUACGUCUUUAUGAGAACUCUCAUAAGAGCAUCUAAUUGAGUUGUGUUGCUCUUAAUAUGGAUACUUAAAUGAUUUAUUCAUGUGGUAGUGACAGAUUUUUACAUUAAGGAUUCAUAUUUGACUCAAGUUAAUAGGCUAGAAAAAUCAAUUAAGAAGUUUAAUUAAACUAAAUAGCUUUCACAUCUACUAAUAAAAUAAUGUUUGCUGGUAUUGCAGAUGAGUAAAGAAGUUCUGGUGCUGUUAGAUGCAUUUUAUUCACAACUCCCACAAAUAAUAAAUUUUACGAUUACCCUGCUCAUGAUGAAUAGGGUAUUGAAAAGUUAAGAAUCACUUAUGAUGAUAAAUAUUUAAUAACUGCUGGUAGAGAUGGAUGCAUUAUGCUUUUCGAAAUUAAAGAUAAAGAUGCCAGAGGUAUGAGACUGAAAGAAGGUUACCCAAAGAAUGCAGAAGAAAUAUUAGUCACUCGCUAAGAUUUAGAUGACCUCAAAAAUACUAUUGAUAAUUACUAGUCUUUGAUUGGAGAAUUUAAUAAUCAAACCUUGAAUAACUAAACAAACUAAAAGGAUGAACAAAUUAAAUAAUUACAAGAAAGACUUUAAAAAUCUUUGGAACACAAUAAAACAGCUUAUGAAUAACUUCAAGAAAAGAAGAGAGAUAUUGAAAAGAAGUAUGAUGAAGAACUUAAAAUAAUGAAAGAAAAAUUUGAGGCUGAAAUUCAAGAAUUGGAUACAAGCUAUUAGAGAAAAGUAAUGGAUGAAGUUGAAAAGCAUGAGAGUGUGAAGAAAGUUCACGAAAUUCAAAGAAAUAAGAAUAAUAGAGAAAGAUAAUAAAAAGCCAUGCAGUGCUAAAUGCAAGCUCAGAGCUUAGAUUAAGAGUACUAAUAAAAACUUCAUGAAGAGAGAAGUUAAAGAGAAAGAGUUUAAAAUGAUAUAGAUAAAAUGCAAAAGGAUAAUGAUGAAAUUUACCGCUAAAUUGAGCAAGAAACAAAAGAAGAAAUUGAAAACUUGAAUAACAAAAAUUUAGAACAUGAAGCUGAAGUCAAAGAAAGACAUAAAAAAGCUAAAAGUGAUGCAGCCAUCACCACUAAAAAAAUAGACUAAAAGAAAAAGGAUUCAGAAUAAUACGAAGAGUAAUUCAGAUUACAUUAGAAGUAGCUCAAAAAAUUAAGAGAAGAAAAUGAAACUUUGCUCAAAGAAAUCCAACAAUAAAAAGAAAUUAUUUAAGAAAGAGAUAAAACAAUCGGCAAAUAAGAAAAGCAAAUAUAUAAACAGAAGAAGAAAUCAUAAAACUUGGAAAAGUUUAAGUUCGUACUUGAUCAUAAAAUCAAAGAAUUAAAACGUGAUAUAGGUCCUCGUGAAGACGAAAUAGCUCGUAUGAAGGAAGAAACAAAUUAGAUGGAUCAACUGUUAAAGAAAUACAAUUCCUAUAAUAACCAUUUAGGUAAUGCUGUAGAUGAGCUAUACACAGCUUAAGAGCUAAUGAACUCAGAAAUUAAGAAUCAAAGAACAGUUAUUUCAUCAACUAAUAACAAAAUCAAGCGCUUCAAAGAUGAUUUAUACAAAGCAGUACAACACAUUUAGGAUUAUGAAAAAUUGUAAUAACACGUUAAUGAAUUAAAGAGAUUGUAUGCUAACAAGAAUAUUGAACGUAAUAAAAACGAUGAAUAAAUUUUAUAGGAAUACGAAAAUCAAAAAGCUCACUUACAAUACAAAGUUUAACGUCUUAAAAAGUAUCUUAAGCAAGAUAAUCAAAUUCAUAAGGACUACAAUUUAGGUCUUAUGUCUAAUAAUGUCAAUCUCAUCAAAGAAAUUAAUAUAUUACGUAAGUAAAUUAAAGAUAUCCAAAAAGGAGAGGGAGGAUAAACAGGAAAACCUGCAGAACAUGCUAGAUCUCUAACUACAUCUUUUAAGCGUGCUAGAACAGCUGGUGUACGUUCAAACAGCAAAAACGGAAAUAGACCUGACGAAAUAGAUGAAGCUCUAAAUGAUCCAGCUAUUUAAUAAAAAUAGCAAAUCCUUGUUAUGCAAUCUGAUGAUAUAACAUAAUUAAGAGUUUAAUUAGAAGAGUUGCAUGAAGAAAAUAGAGCUCUUACAGUUUCAAAUAAUUUUUGA
Tetrahymena thermophila SB210 is the source of this 3897-nucleotide messenger RNA. Its product is annotated as WD40 domain protein. The record is from RefSeq and is a predicted model, not a curated record. The transcript has 6 exons. Lineage: Eukaryota; Ciliophora; Oligohymenophorea; Hymenostomatida; Tetrahymenidae. Gene Ontology annotation, molecular function: protein binding.